Linum trigynum is the source of this 923-nucleotide messenger RNA. Lineage: Eukaryota; Viridiplantae; Streptophyta; Magnoliopsida; Malpighiales; Linaceae. The record is from the annotation of a GenBank genome assembly.
UAUCACCGGUCAAACAGUUCUCUCCCACUAAAACUCAACCAGUGUUUCUUCAAGCAAGUAUGGCUGGAUCUCAACAACAUGCUGCCUCCGUGCGAUUGGCUCAAGUAGCCAUUUUCAAUGGGAAAGGAUUUGAGGAUGCUGCGGGGGCUUUUUUACCGCGAUCUCAUGGGCUCCAUACUCUCUACCCCUCGGAUCUGUGGAUCCUCGCGAGUGCGAAAGAGAAUCGAGUCAUUAGUUAUCCUCACCUCAUGUUCGAUCACAUGCUGAACUACCAUGAUGCCAAUUACGAUGGAGAACUCCCUUUUGCUCCACAAAUAACGCAGAUUCUACUGGCCUUGGGGUUGGAUUUGCGUUUCAAGGUAGCUCGCGUAGACAUACUGAGUUCUCUUCAGGCUCAGUUUGUGCUCCGCAAAGUUGAUACGUCUGUUGAACGUCGUCGUCCCCUAGUCAAUGCUCCAGGGGGAGAAGCAGCUGGGCAUGCAGUUCCUCCUCACGAGGAUGGACUCAGCCUUGCGGAUUUAGGAGAAGAUGAUUCUAGGGAAGCUCAAGAGUCAUUCAAUCGUGCUGGGAUGAUAAGAGAUAAUGGUAAACAACCAUUGGUGCAUCCUUUGGAUGUCAUUCAAGAGAUGCUUCGACAGGAAGGGGAAGCUAGUAGCAGUAGGAAUCAGAUGCAGGAAGAUGAAGAUGGAAUCUCUGAUUAUGUUUCUUCACCAGAUUAUGAAUUCUAGGAUGGACACCUGUCUUAGGGGGAGCUAGUUGGUUUGGAUCUUGUCUGGUUGGAAUAAAGUAGUAGUUGACCUUUAAGAGUGAGUCUGGUUUCUUUUCUUUUCUCAGCAUGCCUGAGUAUGUGUCUGAAUGUUUCUGGUUUUAGAUCAGUGUCUGGUUAUUCGUGUCUGAUUAUUGAAUAAACUUUUUUGUUAUGA